GCAGUGCGCACGUGACGCGGGUCAGCUGAGCGGCGCCGCGCUCGGGCCGCGCUGGGCCAUGGCCUCCAUCCUGGACGAGUAUGAGGACUCCCUGCACCGCUCCGUGUCCGUGCAGCAGAGCCGCGCCAGCGUGGGCAUCCCGCACUCSGGAUAUGUCAGUGCACGACUGGAGAAGGAAACACCAAUAUUUAACAAGCAGAGGAUUGAUUUUGCUCCUCCAGAGAAAAUUAACARCUUAGUGGUUUCCUCCAACCAGCUCUGUAUGAGCCUUGGGAAAGACACCCUUCUCAGGAUUGAUCUUGGGAAGCCAGAUGAACCUAAUCAGGUAGAACUGGGACGCAAAGAUGAAGCCAAAGUUUACAAGAUGUUUUUGGACCACACAGGCUCUCAUCUCCUGAUUGCUCUGAACACCAGCGAAUGCCUUUACCUGAACAGAAGUGUUCAGAAAGUGCGGGCUCUCUCCCGCUGGAAAGGACACUUGAUUGAAAGUGUGGGCUGGAACAAAUUUCUUGGUUCAGAGACCAACACAGGGCCUAUCCUGGUGGGGACAUCCCAGGGGCAGAUCUAUGAGGCUGAAAUCUCUGUCAGUGAGGGAAGCCUCUUCAGCACUAACCCUGACCAGUACUUUCGACAGGUCUACACUCUGGAGGAGGAAUCUGGACCUGCACCGGUCUGCUGCUUGGAAAUUGAGCGAGUAAUAGAAGGGAAAUUUUUUAUUAUAGCCACCACUAGAAAGAGACUCUUUCAGUUUGUUGGCAAGGUGCCUGAAGGGACAGAGCAGCAAGGCUUCAGCUCCAUAUUUGCUGUGCAUGCUGAUCAUCUGCCCAGCUUUCGGGAGUUUCCAGCCAACUUGGGUUUCAGUGAGAUAGCAUUUUACACUCCAAAAUUGCGUUCCAACCCACGCUCCUUUGCCUGGAUGAUGGGAAAUGGGGUUUUAUAUGGUACAUUGGAUUAUAGUCGUCCUGAUUCAAUUCUGAGUGAUGAACGRGUCUGGGUUUAUCCUUCUGAUAUUGACAUAACUGUGAACAAGCCAAUAUCCAUUGUACUUACCCAGUUCCACUUCCUGUUGCUGCUGCCUGACCGAGUGAAGGCUGUUUGCACUCUGAAUGGACAGGUUGUUUUUCAAGAUCUGUUCCUGGAGAAGUUUGGCUCGCUGACACGCAUGAUUAAAGAUCCCACAGUCCAGCAGAUAUGGAUCCACACUGAGAAAGUAGUGUUCCGCUACCAUGUCCAGCGGGAAUCUAGAGAUGUGUGGAAGAUGUAUAUGAAUAUGAACAAAUUCGAUUUAGCAAAAGAGUAUUGUAAGGACCGUCCAGAGUGUCUUGACAUCGUGCUGGCAAAGGAAGCAGAGCACUGCUUCCAAAAUAAGAGGUAUCUCGACAGUGCCAAAUGUUACGCACUGACCCAGAACUACUUCGAGGAAAUUGCUCUGAAGUUCAUUGAAGCCAAGCAAGAAGAGGCCCUGAUGGAGUUUCUGAUUAAGAAGCUAAGUAACCUAAAGCCUUCAGAGAAGACACAGACCACUUUGCUGACCACGUGGUUGACAGAGCUGUACCUGAACUGGCUGGGUGUAUUGCAAGGAGAUCCCUCACAGCGAAAUCUCUAUUUGGAUACACGGGAGAAGUUUCGCACUUUCCUGAGCAGUCCUAAAAACAAAGACUGUCUUUUUAAUAAUAGAGCAUCUAUUUAUGAGCUGUUGGCAAGCCAUGGUGACACAGAGCACAUGGUCUACUUUGCAGUCAUCAUGCAGGAUUAUGAACGUGUAGUAGCUCACCACUGCCAGCACGACGAGUAUGAUGAGGCUCUAAAUGUGCUCUCCAGGCACAAAGACGAGAAACUCUUCUACAAGUUCUCUCCAGUUCUCAUCCAGCAUAUUCCCAAGAAGGUAGUUGAUGCUUGGAUUUCUAUGGGCUCUAGACUGGAUGCCAGGAACCUCAUUCCAGCCCUUGUUAACUACAGCCAGAGUGCCAGCACCCAGCAGAUCAAUGAAGCCAUUAGAUAUAUGGAGUUCUGUGUCUACCAGCUGGAGGAAACCCAGCAAGCCAUUCAUAACUACCUGCUGUCUCUUUAUGCUUUGUGUCGGCCAGACUCACUGCUGUCAUAYUUGGAGCAAGCAGGAACCAACCCAAACAGGAUCCACUACGACCUGAAGUAUGCAUUGCGCCUGUGUGCAGAGCACGGGCACCACCGUGCAUGUGUCCAUAUUUACAAAGUGAUGGAAUUGUAUGAGGAGGCUGUGGAUCUCGCCUUGCAGGUGGAUGUUGAUCUUGCCAAGUCCUGUGCAGAUCUUCCUGAAGAUGAUGAGGAACUCCGGAAGAAGCUGUGGUUAAAGAUUGCUCGCCAUGUUGUUCAGGAAGAGAAGGAUGUCAAGAAGGCAAUGGCCUGCCUCUCCAGCUGUGCCCUGCUGAAGAUUGAAGAUGUGCUGCCAUUCUUUCCAGACUUUGUCACUAUUGACCAUUUCAAGGAGGCAAUCUGUAACUCCCUGGAGGACUACAACAAGCACAUUGAGGAGCUGAAAAGGGAGAUGGAGGAAGCUACGCAGAGUGCCAAGAGGAUCCGAGAGGACAUCCAGGAAAUGAGAAAUAAGUAUGGCUCUGUGGAGCCUCAGGAAAAAUGUGCUGCUUGUGACUUUCCACUUCUAAACCGCCCUUUUUACCUUUUCUUGUGUGGUCACAUGUUUCACUAUGACUGCCUCCUCCAAGCAGUUUUCCCAAACCUUCCUGCCUAUAAGCAGGCAAAACUUGAAGAUCUUCAGAAGAAGCUGGCAGUUACCAGUCAGCCAUCCAAGAGCCACCAUCGUCCCAAGGAUGCAGAUACCAUUAGCUUGGGGAAGGGGCAGCCGAGCCGGGAACAGAUCAAAGCUGACAUUGAUGAUAUUGUGGCAGCUGAAUGUGUGUACUGUGGUGAGCUCAUGAUCCGGUCCAUUGACAAGCCUUUUAUUGAUCCCCAAAAGUAUGAAGAGGAGAUGCAAAGCUGGCUGUAGUUUUCCAAACCUUCAACUGUCAAACAAAAUGUGAAGCUUCUGUGGUGGGAAUAUAACCUCAUGGGGCCGGAACACAGUGACUUCUGUGCAAAGGGGAGUGUGGUCUUUUUGCCAGGGUUAGGGAGAGCUAGUCUAGAGAAAUGGGGAGAUAGAACUAUGGGGAGYGUACUUAGCAGAUGUUUGCUGCUUGCAGUUCUUCUGAGGUUCUCAGUGUAAAGCUAAAUGGAGUGCCUUGUUGUCCAGAAAGAAUUGGGAGCAGCCUGUGAUUUAUCUGCCCURUUGUGUGGUAUUUGUUUUGAUGAAGACAAGCUGAAAAAGAAAGGUAGUGAAGGACACUAAGCAGUGUAGUCUUCAUUGCUUUCAAAGCUAGAAUUGCCCUCUGCUUCCUUUUCUUCAGGAGUUGAUGGUUAUAUGUGRUUACAUACAUAGAACCUGAAAUGACAAAAGCUCUUCUGUAUGUAUUUUGUAAACAUCAUGCUACACAAAUACAUGUUUCUACACAGUGUAAUACAGGAAUAUGUAUAAUUUUCAAGCAGGAGUGUCUCAWAAUACACUAAAGUAAUUUGCCUGCAAUUCAAGAUGUGUAAUUCUCUUUGUCACAAGCUUUAUGRACAAGACCACACACAUUCGAAUUUUCUCUAGGUACUGGAAAUGCCUGUUCACUCUUACCUUUCUCUCUCCAUCCUGUUUMUACUAUGACGGCCUUUGUAUGGAAGGUCUUGGUUUUGUCUUCACCCCAAACCAGAACUGAUACAUGCAAUAGUAAGGUUUCAACUGAUACUCUGCAAGCAGGAACACAGUCUGUUGGUAUUGCCUUGCUGUGGUUCUCUUCAAGCUGCWCUUGAGCAGUAAGAGGUUUGCUUAAGGGUAGUCUACAGAAAAGUUCUGUUGAUGUGAAAUUUGUUUUKCCCUUUGAAGCCAGUACCUUGUGCCUAAACAGUUUUUUGCCUUCCACGUUUUGGAAAAGGCUGCACAUCAAUGCUUCUAUCUAUUGCUCCAGCUUGGAAUAUUUUUUUCCCAGAAGGUAGUAGCAAUGACUACAUUCUCAGUGAGAGAAGAAAAAAAAAUUAUUAGCAGUUUAGCAAGGGUUCCUUGUUUUAUUUUGAAGAAAAUAAAAUUUUGAUGAAGUUUUUCUGUUUGGGACUGAAUCACAAAGGUAGUGAUUGAAUUGAACGUUCUAAAAGAAAAUAYACAAUUCUUGUAAUUAAGGCAAUAGAAAUUACUGUCUUCUGAAAAACCCCAGUACUUUCACAUGACUAUAUGUGCUUGUCUUGAGUACCUCUCAGUCUCUUAACAACUUACCCUGUUUGUAGGGUUAUAGAAAUGGGUCUUUGUAUCAUUGUAGGUGAAUAUGAAUUGGUUUCCUCAAGGAUCUGAGGAACCUUGAGUUCAGAACUUCAAAAGAACAUCUUUUGUUGGGAGCAUCAGCCUGGAAYGAAUGAAUUUGAUCUGUGUAACAUGACAUGAGUAAUAAAAAACAGAUAAGUAAGCAGGAAGACCUGAGGUUCCAAAAUCCUGUUUUCUUUGGUGGAGCCAUGGGAUAGGCAGUCUUGUUACCACAUGGUGAUGGGUGUUUGCUGUCUUAUCAGAAAGCACUGGUUCAGUGGUUCCAUUAAGCGGUGGUUCAGAAAAGCCACAUGCUGUAGUUUUCUUUGGCUCUGGAUAGCCUUUURCUUUGAGUAAGUCAGUGGGUCUGGCAGAAGAAUUUGUGAUGAAAACGAAAUGUGAUGUCUUUUGAAGUUUACCAUUAAACCUAUUAUAACUGGCCCCUCRUGUGAAUCAUAAUCUUUUCCUGUAAGCAGUGUGAUAUUUAAGGUUAUAUAUGUCAUUAUAAAACAACAUUAACCUCCCACCCAAAGCAGUUUCUGGUCAAAGGUAAGUAGCUGUCUGCCCUUUAGCAGAACACAGAUGUCAGUUCAUUGUGACACAGGGGUAAUUUCAAAUUAUUUUGAUCUUAAUCCUUGYUCCGUCUCUUUUGGGCUUUUACAGAAUGCUUUCCUGGUAUAUUAGAAUUACUAUAGUUCUCCAUUCUUUUCCUGUUUGUGCUACAGAAGUCACAUCACUAAAUAGACCAUUGCAGACUGAUCUCGUUGAUAACACUGGAAGAAGCUGUGGGAAGUGAGGCAUAGCAAAUAAAUAAAAACCCUCUAGUCUUUGCCUGACAUGAGGUGGUAGGGAAAGGCACUUCUGAUUACAGUCUUUGGUAUUAAURGGUCUCAGUUAACAAAACUAGAACUAGGUAUAUUUUUAAUGACUGCUAUGCAAUAUUUUCUGAGGGCAGUCGGCAUGUGCACCAGAUGGACGUACCAAAAAUCUCAUGCUUCCACACCUUUGUUAACUGAAAAAUCAUUGAAGUGAUUUGCUGUCAAGGUUAUAGAGAGUGUUACUGCAAGGACUGCAGCAGUGAUUAAAUGACUAGUGCCAGUAAUACAGUAAUAUCUUCUGAACAUAAGGCAUCUUCUGAACUUUCUUUACAUURUCACAUGCUUCAAAUGUUUUAGUAAUCACUUAACUGUGCUUCUUGGCAAUUUUGCAACAUCACUCAGUAGAUAAGGUAAGAGGGUUUAUUUUUU
Messenger RNA from Malurus melanocephalus (red-backed fairy wren), 5556 nucleotides. RefSeq names its product VPS18 core subunit of CORVET and HOPS complexes (gene VPS18). Gene Ontology annotation, biological process: organelle fusion; intracellular protein transport; endosome organization. Gene Ontology annotation, molecular function: protein-macromolecule adaptor activity. NCBI's taxonomy places the organism in Eukaryota, Metazoa, Chordata, Aves, Passeriformes, Maluridae. Gene Ontology annotation, cellular component: HOPS complex; endosome. The record is from RefSeq and is a predicted model, not a curated record. The transcript has 5 exons. The coding region runs from base 59 to 2983 and encodes 974 amino acids.